CAUUCCAAAAGAAGAUAUCAAAGUGAAAGAGAUUAGCAUUGAAGAUCCAGAGCUCAAGGUCACGCAAGUUUUCACAGUCCAAGCAAAAGAGCAGAAAUCCAUCUCAGAAAGACUCGAAAAGUUCUCUGAUUGGACAAGAGCUGUGAAAGCAAUUGCAAGAUUAAGAAGACGUGUAAAGUAUGUAAAGAACUCUAAAGAAAUGUCCAAUGAAAGUACUACACUGGAAGAAAGACAAGAAGCGGAGGAGUUCAUCAUACGCACAGUCCAACAAGAAGCAUUCAGUAAAGAAAUCAAGUCACUCAAGGAUAAGAAAGAAGUCAAAUCAUGCCACUCUAAACUGCACCAGCUAAGUCCAUUCCUUGACAAGCAAGAUAUCGUCAGGGUGGGAGGAAGACUAACAAAAGCGUCACUCCAUCCCAACAUCAAACAUCCAGCUAUCAUGCCAAAGGAGCAUCAUCUGUCACGUCUGCUCAUUAAACACUAUCAUGAGAAGAUACAUCAUCAGGGUCGAGGAAUGACCAUCAAUGAGAUACGUGCCAAUGGUAUUUGGAUAAUUGGUUGCAGUACAGAAGUGUCAUCAUUCAUAUACAAAUGUGUCAAAUGCAGAAAAUACAGGAAAUACAACCAAGAACAAAGGAUGGGCGACCUGCCAUCUGAAAGACUAGAAGCUACCCCUCCAUUCACAUACAGUGGUAUGGACUGCUUCGGACCAUUUUGUGUGAAGGAAGGGAGGAAAGAAGUGAAGAGAUAUGGACUCUUAUUUACAUGUAUGUGUUCGAGAGCUAUCCAUAUAGAAGUCUUGGAUGAUCUUAGCACAGACUGUUUUCUUAAUGCUCUUCGAUGCUUCAUUGCAAUUCGUGGAAAAGUCAGCCAGUUGAAUUGUGAUCAAGGCACUAAUUUUAUUGGUGCAAGAAAUGAGCUUCUAACACAAGAAACCAAAGAAAAGGUCAAAGAACUGGGAAUCAGUUUCAUAUUCAACCCACCUGCUUCAAGUCACAUGGGAGGAGUCUGGGAGAGACAGAUUCGAACAAUACGAAAUGUUCUCAGAUCCAUUCUCGACCAGUCAACUUCAAGAUUAGACACUUCAUCGUUGCGAACAUUCAUGUAUGAAGCUAUGGCGAUAGUGAAUAGCCGUCCACUAUCAGUCGAGUGCAUCAACGAUCCAGUCGGACCAGAGCCACUCACACCAAAUCAUAUUUUGACAAUGAAAUCAACAGUGAUAUCACCACCGCCCGGAGAAUUCGUCAAAGAAGAUCUCUACCUGCAGAAAAGAUGGAAAAGAGUGCAGUAUUUGGCGAACAUAUUUUGGACUAGAUGGAGAAAGGAAUAUCUGUUAAACCUGCAACAGAGAAGUAAGUGGAAUAAGAACAGAAGAAACACAAAAGUCAAUGACAUUGUUCUUCUACAAGAAGAUUGUGUUCCAAGAAACCAGUGGAAACUCGCCAAGGUCGUAGAAGUCACUCCAGGAGCUGACGACAGAGUCAGAAAGGUCAAGCUUCUCAUCAGUGACACUACUCGGGACAAUAAAGGAGCACGUUCAACUAAGACUGUUUUAGAAAGGCCAAUACAUAAGACUAUACUUUUGCUAGAAGCAGAGUAAGGACUUAUAAGUGUGUUUAUUUGCUAAAGUUCGUAAGUUCAUGUUGUGUUAACUUCUAUUUAGGAUCACACAUACAGUAGAAGUAGUGUGAUGGUGGGAGUGUAACAGCUGCUGAAGUAAAGUUAACUUCAUCGUUUUACCACUAGGAGGAGCUGUCGCAUUGGUAAUGCUAAAAGUAAUUUGCUUGGUGCGCAGUUAAUUUGUAUAAAUAUUGUUUUUAUUUUCCUAAUAUUGUAAAGUGCUUAUUAGGCCAAGGUAAUGCAUACUAGUGAUAAUAAUUGGGUUUAAACUAAUAUAAAAAUUGUAAAUGCUAAGUCAUGUGAGAGGGCACGGCCAGGUUACUUCCUGUUUUGUUGCUAAGCUAAAGAGAAGCAGCCGACACGGCAGACAAGGCUCCCGACCGAGUGUUAAAUAAAAGUAUAAAAGAAAAGAAAUAAGCAACUUCCCAAGUUCACACCGUUUGCUCACUUAGCAGGCCAAAGUGUUCUACGGUGUACUCUGUGAUGUUAAAGCCUCAAGAAAGUCACAGUAAAACAUCAGUAAAAGAAAAGAA
Molecule: messenger RNA, 2153 nt
Organism: Amphiprion ocellaris (clown anemonefish)
Lineage: Eukaryota; Metazoa; Chordata; Actinopteri; Pomacentridae
Exons: 2
Coding region: 200-1600 (466 amino acids)
Biological process (GO): DNA integration
Molecular function (GO): nucleic acid binding
Source: RefSeq, a predicted model, not a curated record